AUGAUGAUGGAUCCGGAUUUAAGUAAAAUGCAGGAUUAUUCGAGCUGGACGUUCGGAUUCCAGAUGCCGCCCACAUCCUCUAAUAAUAUACACCAGCAGUCAAUGCAGGAUGAUAUAUCAAAUGGUCCAGACAGUCCCGAUUCGACGGGGAAGGAUGGGAAAAAAAAUGAUGACAGAGUAAAAAGGCCUAUGAACGCCUUCAUGGUUUGGAGCAGAGGGCAGAGGAGAAAAAUGGCUCAGGAAAAUCCCAAAAUGCACAAUUCUGAAAUCAGUAAACGUCUUGGCACAGAAUGGAAGAUGCUCAGCGAACAAGACAAGAGGCCAUUCAUCGAUGAAGCAAAACGGCUACGCGCGAUUCAUAUGAAGGAGCACCCAGAUUACAAAUACAGACCAAGGAGGAAAACCAAGUCGAUCAACAAGAAGAACGGAGCUCCAAUCCCAUUCGGAAACUUGGAAACCAAGGCACCGACGUACCCAACGAUCUCCAACAACUGGAAUCCAACAAACCAGUACAUUGAUCAAUUCCGAUUUGCUCCAUACUACUCAUCCUCAGGAGUGAUGGAUCAUAUCCCAUUCUCCCUGGCCAACCCAGUACAUGCGGUGCCAACUGACAACUCGUCGCCAUCUCAAUACCAACCAUCCCCAUUGAACACCAACUUCUCGACGAGCAGCUACUUGACAACACCAAAAUCGGAGAGCUCUCCAGUCGGAAGCGAUUCCACCGUUGGAACCAUCGACUCCACGCAGUUCCGAUCCUACUACGAUCAUUCUAAGGAUCCAAUGAUGUACCCAUACAGUCUUGACUUGACGCAUGCUCAAAACAUUCAAAAUGCUCUUUCCCAAUCUCAUGUCUCUUCAUGA
Messenger RNA from Caenorhabditis briggsae, 861 nucleotides. It is a transcript of the gene Cbr-sox-2, whose product is annotated as Protein CBR-SOX-2. The transcript has 5 exons. Gene Ontology annotation, molecular function: RNA polymerase II cis-regulatory region sequence-specific DNA binding; DNA-binding transcription factor activity, RNA polymerase II-specific. Lineage: Eukaryota; Metazoa; Nematoda; Chromadorea; Rhabditida; Rhabditidae. Bases 1 to 861 code for a protein of 286 amino acids. The record is from RefSeq and is a predicted model, not a curated record. Gene Ontology annotation, biological process: cell differentiation; anatomical structure morphogenesis; regulation of DNA-templated transcription.